AUGGAGCAAGGAGCUAUUGAGCCAAAGGGCACGGCGGACAUAGACAAUUCAAGCUCAUACAAAAAGAUCAUAAUAGUUGCAGCCAUUGCAGCCGGAAUCCAAUUCGGUUGGGCUCUGCAGCUCUCAUUACUAACACCAUACGUCCAACAACUCGGUGUUUCCCACACAUGGUCAGCUUUCAUUUGGCUCUGUGGUCCAUUGUCCGGCCUAAUUGUACAGCCAACCGUCGGCUACUACAGCGAUCGAUGCACCUCGAGGUUCGGUCGUCGUCGUCCCUUCAUCGUAGCCGGAGCUAUAUCGGUAGCCGCCGCAGUUUUCCUCAUUGGCUUUGCAGCAGACAUUGGGCAUUCACUAGGAGAUCAACUCACCAAACCCACAAAACCAAGGGCGGUGGCUAUCUUCGUGGUCGGAUUUUGGGUUCUUGAUGUCGCUAACAACAUGUUACAAGGCCCUUGUCGAGCUUUGUUAGCUGAUAUGUCAUGUACCAACCAAAAGAAAAUGAGGGUCGCUAAUGGAUUCUUCUCAUUCUUUAUGGGCGUAGGGAAUGUCUUAGGGUAUGCAGCAGGGUCCAAUAGCUCACUCUAUAAGCUCCUUCCAUUUACCAUCACUGAAGCUUGUGAUGCAUAUUGCGCUAAUCUCAAGACAUGUUUUUUAAUCGACAUUGUCUUGCUGCUAACCAUUACAACAGCCGCCGUGUUGUUAGUGAGCGAGAGGCCUUAUGAGAACGCUAUGGACAACGAAACAGAGCCGUUUUUUGGGCAAUUGUGUGGGGCGCUCAAGCGGCUAUCAAAGCCCAUGUGGGUGUUGUUGCUUGUCACAGCGUUGAAUUGGAUUGGUUGGUUUCCUUUUAUAAUGUAUGACACGGAUUGGAUGGGCGCUGAAGUGUAUGGUGGCAAGCCACAGGGGACGCCAGAACAAGAGAAGAAUUAUGACCUUGGUGUGCGAGCAGGGGCGCUUGGAUUGAUGGUUAACUCAUUUGUUCUUGGGUUUACAGCAUUGGGUAUUGAGCCAAUUAGCCGUGUGGUUGGUGGGCUAAGAUGGGUUUGGGGAAUUGUGAACGUUGUAUUGGCAAUUUGUAUGGGGUGUACGGUGGCUGUGACGAAGGCGGCAGAGAAAUGGAGGGCUGUUCACGGCGGCUUGGCGCUUCCUCCGCCGGGUGUUAAAGGUGGUGCCUUUGCGAUCUUUGCGAUAUUGGGUGUUCCACUAUCGGUGACUUAUAGUGUUCCAUUUGCUCUUGCGUCGAUCUUUUCGUUGUCAUCGAAUGCAGGGCAAGGGCUGUCUUUGGGGAUUUUGAAUCUGUUUAUAGUGAUACCGCAGUUCUUUGUGUCGGCUGUUAGUGGGCCGCUUGAUGCUGCUCUUGGAGGGGGGAAUUUGCCGGCUUUUGUUAUGGGGGGGAUUGCUGCGGCUGUGAGUGCUGUGUGCGCUAUGUUUUUGCUUCCUGAUCCGCCGCCGGAGACUCAUGUUGCUGUCACGAUGGGCGCCGGGCAUUGAUUUUGCUUGCCACUUAUUUUAUGUGCUUCUCCAAUAAAAAUUGAAUAAUUUUUGUUUGAGAUUUGGUUGUUGUUUAUGUUUAGUGUUUGAAUUGGUUAAUUGAAGUAUGGGGAUGUUGGUUGAAAAGAUU
Messenger RNA from Cucurbita moschata (crookneck pumpkin), 1621 nucleotides. RefSeq names its product sucrose transport protein SUC8-like. The coding region runs from base 1 to 1491 and encodes 496 amino acids. Gene Ontology annotation, biological process: sucrose transport. Gene Ontology annotation, molecular function: sucrose:proton symporter activity. Gene Ontology annotation, cellular component: plasma membrane; vacuole. The transcript has a single exon. NCBI's taxonomy places the organism in Eukaryota, Viridiplantae, Streptophyta, Magnoliopsida, Cucurbitales, Cucurbitaceae. The record is from RefSeq and is a predicted model, not a curated record.